AUGACUGACAAAGUUGCUUUUACUAUGAAACUUAAACCAAAUGUUAUUGAUGAAUAUAAACGUCGACAUGAUGAGAUAUGGCCAGAACUUGUCGCAUUAAUUCGCGAACAUGGUAUAUCUGAUUAUUCAAUUUUUCUUGAUGAAUCAUCAUUAACUUUAUUUGCUGUUCAAAAAGUUUCUGCAAAUACAAUUUCAUCAAAUGAUAAAUUACGCGAAAAUGAAAUUAUGAAACGUUGGUGGGUUCAUAUGGCUGAUCUUAUGGAAACCAAUAGUGACAAUUCACCUGUUACUCAUCCACUUAAACUUGUUUUUCAUAUGGAUUGA
Adineta steineri is the source of this 324-nucleotide messenger RNA. The record is from the annotation of a GenBank genome assembly. Lineage: Eukaryota; Metazoa; Rotifera; Eurotatoria; Adinetida; Adinetidae.